This is a messenger RNA of Podarcis muralis (Common wall lizard), 1080 nucleotides long. NCBI's taxonomy places the organism in Eukaryota, Metazoa, Chordata, Lepidosauria, Squamata, Lacertidae. The record is from RefSeq and is a predicted model, not a curated record.
GGGGCCUGCAGGAGUUUCCCCCGGAGCUGAGCGGAGAAAGUCCCAUUUGGGGGCGAAGAAGAGAGAAGGAUGGGGGGCUCCGGCGCUGCGCCUUUGGCCUUUGGGGGGCUCCUGCUGAGGAUGCUGGUGGUCUCCGCUUCGGAGGGGCUGGGCGUGGAGGCGCCUCCAGAGCAUUUCCUGUUCCAGUUGAAGGCCGAGUGCCACUUCUCCAAUGGGACGCAGCGGAUCCGCUACCUACAUAGGGAGUUUUUCGACCGUCAGGAGCUCUACUACUUCGACAGCGACCAAGGGAAGUUCAUGGCGGUGGCUGAAAUGGCGGAGUCCGAAGUCAAGAGAUGGAACCAGGACAAGAGAGACCUGCGGAGAUACAUGGCCGCCGUGGAUGUCUUCUGCCAGCGCGACUACGGAAUCUACGAGCCCUUCGCCCAGGCCCGGCGUGUCCAGCCCAAGGUGAAGAUCACCCCCACAGACAAAGUUGAAUCUUCACCACACAACACUCUGCUGAUUUGCACUGUGGGCAGCUUCUUCCCUGCGGGGAUCGAGAUCAAGUGGUUCAGGAAUGGGAAGGAGGAGCCCAAAGUGUGGAGCACGGACCUCAUCAGGAAUGGGAACUGGACCUUCCAUAUUGAGGUGAUGCUGGAGACAACGCCAGAACGUGGAGACGUCUACACCUGCCAGGUGGAGCACGCCAGCUUCGAAGGCCCCAUCACAGUGCAGUGGGAGCCACAGUCGGACUCUGCCAGGAGCAAGAUGUGGACAGGGAUUGUGGGGAUUGUGCUGGGGCUGGUCUUUGGGGCCACUGGACUCGCCCUUUACCUGAAGAACAAGAAAGGACUCAUCAGUUAGACUUCGCUGCUCCAUCAGGAUCCUGGGAUGUGGAGAAGCUCUGUUCUUCCUGCCAGUUGCCCUCUGUCCAUGCUCAGAGGGUGGAAACCUCCUUGGAAGGUGGAUGGAAGGAGUCACAGAUCAAGAAGGACAGUGUCCACCCCUCCCCCACCUCUGUUGCUUGCUUGUCAUUUGGGGAAAGUUUCUUUUUGUGUUUCCCUUUCCGCUUGUGGAUUGCAAGUUAUCUCAACCUGA